AUGGGUGGGGAAUUUGAUGAGGUCAUAGUGGUGCAAACUGUUUCUCCGUGGAGAGCUCUUCCAAAGGUGGGUGCCAGUGAAAGCACCCAGAUCACAGAGCUGAUGAGAGAACUUCACAAGACCGUCCACCUGGAACACUUAUCACGGGGUCUAACAGAGAGCAAAGAGCAGCGCCAAGCAGACGCCGGCACGGGAGACACGGCGUCGGCUCCCACCGGCGGCUCCACCGCCUGGUCAGUCACCAGUCACGCGCGCCUGCUCCUGGGAGCAGCUUCUGAAGGAAGAAUUCGAGACCGCACGGCCGACCCGGGAGCGAGGCGUGUAGACACACCCGGGCCCAGGCGCUGCUAG
Molecule: messenger RNA, 351 nt
Organism: Rangifer tarandus platyrhynchus (Svalbard reindeer)
Lineage: Eukaryota; Metazoa; Chordata; Mammalia; Artiodactyla; Cervidae
Source: the annotation of a GenBank genome assembly